GGGGAGCCAUACUAACACAAAUUCUCAAUGCCUUUUUGCUGGAUCUGAACACACAUGAUUCCGUUGACGUUUUCGAUUAUAUCAUGGACACAUAUCACAUCCAGUUUGCAACCAUUUCUCAAUUCCAGCGUUCCUGAUCUUCCCCCUUGGAUCGAAUAAUGAUAUCAUAAAAUGCAACACAAGUCUGCUCGCGACCGUAGUUUCAUAGCGAACCUAGGCAUCGUAAAUACAAGUCCUGACUAUACACUGUCUGAUGCCAUAUUUGAUGCGCAGUACCACGGAACACCCGACUGUGGUUUCUUCAGUCGUUGUCGGACGUCUUCCGCGUGUGCAGAACAACCACACAACCAGUGUUUUGUCGAAUGUGGUGAAUCUGAAGGUGUCACACCAUGCUCAGAUCGACGUCGGUUGAAUGUUGCUGGGGGUUCACUUUCAACUGAGUUCCAUGCGGAUGAUGAACAGGCGCAAUUUCAUACGAACCGUUCCAUUUCUGAACGCACUCUUUUGAGGAACGAUUCAGUAACCGCCCGGGCAAUCUCACGACUUAGCCGCCGGGUUUCUCAGUUGAGUGCGAGCACUAGUCCCACUUUACCGCGGGCUUUUCGAACAAGUCGCAGCACCCACUCUGAUAAGAAGAAUGAAGUGCAUAUCCCAGAUUCGUUCGGUGGGCAUCUAGAUACUCAUUCUCACGGCGAUUUAGUGAAGAAGCCUCCGACGGGAUCGAAACGAAAGUGGCAAGCAGAAAAAACUGGAUCUCAUUCAAAAAUGGAUAUCGACAGCGUCGGUGUUUGCGCAGAAACUAGUAGAAGUAACCAACAUCCAUGGAUGGAAUCUAUAGACUGUAGUUCUCGGGCCUCAUUUUUUCUCCAGAAUGAGACCGAUAGGUGCUUCAGUAUGGAUCACCUAGAUUGUGUUAGUCAGGUUUCCUCUGGCUCUUCCAUGCUUUCUGUGACUGGAUCCUCAAACGAAGGGGAAUCUGGAGGAUCUUCACAGGAACACGAGGCGGACGAGGAAGAUGCAGGUGACGGUGAACCCCUUGGAAGCCGAAGAUCCAGUACUCGUUCAUGUACAGACCUUUUCGGGACCCCAAAACCACUGCACCGGAAAAGUGCACGAGAUGGUAACUUUUUGACAGAACUACGCAUGACUUCGAGGGCUUCCGUGUGUGGCGGUGAUUCUUCGGAUGGCUUAUCAGUGAACCUGAAAAUACCUCGUCUUUCUAGUGGUGUGUCCCCAUUCAGUGCGUCAUCGGUGGCUUCUCGAAAGCACGGACGCCGGUUCGGGGCCUUUCCACUUCGGUCAACAGCUCAGCACUUCUCCGGGUCACCUUCCAAUUCAUAUCAUCAUAGUUUGCAUUCAAAGGGCCAUGUUUCACGUGCCCAUGAUUCUACCCGGAGGAAACCAAAACGAGGACCUUGUGUGCAUAAAAGGUCACAGCCAGGUUCACAAUCCAGACACAGUACCAUGUGCAAUUGCCAGUCCUCAACUUCACCUUCUUCCUCAUCAUCUCAUGAAAGAUCCGUGGAUGGGUCAUCUGCGCAUAAUUCUCCGGAAAGCUGUGAAGAUUUGGCAAAUGACGAGCAAAGUGAUUUUCCGGCAGAUGAAAUGAGCACACCUUUCAGGCACCGAAGGGUGCUCCAUUCGGUUAGCACACGCACUGCUAAGUUGACUGCGGAUGCGGACCGGCCUUUCAGAAAAUCCGAAUCAAGCAUACAGUGGUGUGGUCGCUCACCUGGUGGUUGUACCACAUUAACUAGAGAAUCUUUGCUGCUUUCGGAUCUGGAUUCUGAGUUCGAGGAAAUCCUGAAGGGUACGUGGCCGUUACUUAGCCAACGCGCCAAAGCGGAUUACGUCAAUAGUAUCUCACAUGCCGAUGGAAGGCGUGUAGGAGGCCAUUCUCUGUGGCAACGCGAGCCCAAAGAUGCAUCGGGACGAAAAAAGUUCAUGACGUUCGUGCCGUCCACGCUAGGACAAGUGAUGGAUCCCGAAAAACCCGAUACGAAAACGAAACGAGUGCCCACUCCACCCUGGAUCGAAAAGGACGGAGACCACUUGGACGAAGAAAGUGCUCCCACUUCACCUUUCGAUUCGGAGUUGACCGACUUGAACGACCUAUCAACUACUGGAAGCUAUCCCGGGUUAGGUUAUCAUAAUUGUCAGUCGUCUGGAGCACCUCCGAUUCCAGAAGUAGGUACUUAAAAGUUCUGCCAAUUAAUUGUGGACCUAUUACACCUGUCAUAAUCUUAUUGUUUUUGCAGUCCAACCAGGGGCACAAGCUGCUGCAACGGAUGGGCUGGAAAACGGGGAGCGGCCUGGGUGCUCAUCAACAAGGUCGGCUACAUCCGGUUGGUUGUUCCGAGCGAAACACAAUGAAGUCCCAAUGAACUGUGAUAACAUUUCUUGUCUACCUCUGACAAUCUUGUAAAUAGUUCAAUUUUAUCUACUAACCACCCUCACAAAGCUAAUCGUCAGUUGGUGUCUUCUGUCUUGCCGCGUGAAAAUCUAGUGCAUACUCCUCGGAACCAGUUUACGGUAAAAACAGUAGCGCCGCGUCGGCACCAGUCACAUUA
Opisthorchis viverrini is the source of this 2570-nucleotide messenger RNA. RefSeq lists its product as hypothetical. Bases 172 to 2199 code for a protein of 675 amino acids. The transcript is spliced from 7 exons. The record is from RefSeq and is a predicted model, not a curated record. NCBI's taxonomy places the organism in Eukaryota, Metazoa, Platyhelminthes, Trematoda, Opisthorchiida, Opisthorchiidae.